AUGGGCAUCCGCGAAUUCUUCAACGGGCGGUUCUUCGAUACUAGAUACAGAACCAAGGUCCACAUCCUCCAGCUCGUCCUCAUGACUGUAGCAAUCAUCCUUACCAUUGCGCGAAUGUCCAUGCCGGUCCCGACAACUCGCGCAAACAUGAUGGCGUUGACCAUGGGCCUCAAAUCGCUCAUCAUCAUCGGCUACCAACUCCUUACCACCCACAAGGAGCGCUUCAAGAAAUGGGCCUCGCUGAAAGCGAACGCCAUCCUAAACACCGUCGAGAUCGUCUUCUGGUUCGUCGCAUUUGGUCUGCUGUGCUCGGCCAAUGGCAGCUUCUGCACGGGUGCCAGCUGUGCGCUGAGCUGGGUCGUGACGCUCAUUGUCAUGGUUCUGAUUGUGCUUGCAUUUCAAACCUCCGUCGUCUCCAUCAAAGACUACCGCUACUUCAAGAACUACGGCGUUAAUCCCGAGAUAGAAGCCCGAGCAGUCUACCCGAAACCUCAAGUUUGA
This is a messenger RNA of Colletotrichum spaethianum, 501 nucleotides long. RefSeq lists its product as uncharacterized. Lineage: Eukaryota; Fungi; Ascomycota; Sordariomycetes; Glomerellales; Glomerellaceae. The record is from RefSeq and is a predicted model, not a curated record. The transcript is spliced from 3 exons. The coding region runs from base 1 to 501 and encodes 166 amino acids.